This is a messenger RNA of Chiloscyllium plagiosum (whitespotted bambooshark), 1627 nucleotides long. NCBI's taxonomy places the organism in Eukaryota, Metazoa, Chordata, Chondrichthyes, Orectolobiformes, Hemiscylliidae. The record is from RefSeq and is a predicted model, not a curated record.
UCAUUUAUGUCCUGGAUGGUUUCUAGUGAAGGUGAGCGGUAUUGGAUGCUUGUUUUAACAGGUCCUGGCUCAGUGUUUGAACUGCUAACAGUGAAAGACAAGGAGAGACUGCAGCAGGAGGCAGUUUCCAGGAAGCUGCCUGUCCAGAGCCAGGCACCAGCCUCGAAGAAACCCAGCGAUUCCCAGCUUCCUGCACUUGGAGCAAGGCUGACAAGUUCGACUGAAUUUAAACCCUUUCUAAAGAAUCCAGAGAAACAGAAGAGAUAUGAGGAAUAUGUGGAGAAGCUUAACUCAGGCCAAAGCCGUGCCCUGGCCAGCUGCUUGGACCCGAACAUGACCGAGUGGGAGCGAGAGCGGGAGCAGUAUGAGUUCAGCCGAGCAGCAAUGCUGUAUCGUUCCACCAGUGCCUCACUGUCGUCCCGCUUCACUCGGGCCAUGGUUUCAGACGACACGGACAAAGUGGAAGUGCUUGAACAACAGGAGAGUGACGUCAAUGACCAAGAGGCUGCAGUAAAAAUGAAGAUGUUUGGUCGUCUCACCAGGGACAAGUUUGAAUGGCAUCCCGAGAAACUUCUCUGCAAACGAUUCAAUGUCCCUGAUCCUUACCCAGGGUCCACAAAGUCUGGGCUGCUCAAGGUCAAGAGGGAUAAAUAUUCGGUGUUCAACUUUUUAAAUGUCCACACGGCUCCUGAACCCCGAAAACUGGAAUCUAAAACGGAAACUAUAAAACAUACUACAGCUCUGAAAUCUCCUGAAUCCAGGAGACCAUCUCGGUGGGACGUGUCAGCAGAGGAUAAGGAGAAAGGUCUGACUGAUCAUGCUUCCGGAUUGAUUGGAUCGGAUUCUACAGGCGAAACAAGUUUAAUUCAGCAAACGGAAAAAGAAGUCCAACAAGGCCCAGAAACCGAAACUGCAGAGCUGGAAGAUGCUGAGGGGGAAGGAAAGCGGCCAUCCAUGGACUUGUUUAAAGCUAUCUUCACCAGCUCAUCUGAGGAGAAGUCUUCAUCUUCCUCCUCUGAAGAGGAUGAAGGUGAGGACACCAGUGAAGUGGACCCUGCUCCUGGGGGACGUGUUUCAGUACAGUCUGGACCUCCUAACCCUCCAGCAGACCUUCAGCCAGUGAAGGAACUUGAUGGAAGGCCACAGCCUGUGCAGUGCAGCCCAGAGAAUCCGAAAGGCGGGGAAGAGUUCGGGCCCCAGCUCCCUCCAGCUCUCCGCUUUGGUAACACCAAACCACCACCUGAUGACACUGUGGUUUCCCCGGUAAUGAGAUGCAAAUGGCUAGAGGAAGGCAGCAGCGGUACAGCUCAGCAGAAAGGGAAACCGAAAAAGAAGCACAAAGACAGGAAGGAAAAGAAAGCGAGAAAGGAGAAGAAAAAGAAACACAAAAAACACAAACACAAAUCCAAGCUCAGGGGCAGGAAGCUGAAGGACAAUGACAGCAGCUCAGGGGACUCUGAAUCUGAACAGAGUGAUGGUGUGAGUGACCACACAGGCCCCCAGUCUGUGUCUGAUGCAAAUCUGCUGCUGCGAGAAGGAAAACAGCAACAAGCUGCCAUUCCUAGAUGUCACAGUAGAGCGAACAGCUAAUGGGGAACUUCAGACCAGUGUCUACAGGAAAACAACA